AGUUAUGGCAAUGCGACUCUCAACGGCAAAAUCAGAAGCCUAUAUGCGGAAGGUUUUCUACCGCCUAGGACUGUCUAUUGGCUAUCAUCCAUGGCGUUACAUCUUAGGACUGUUGCUUUUCACUGCCCUCAGUUCCAUCGGAUUUUUGAGAUUUCAUCAGCGUAAUAACGCUCGGAUUACCUUCACGGAUUCCGAAUCUGCUAGUCACAAAGAGUCACAGAUAGUGCAGCAGUUUCUCCAACAAAAUGGAACUCUCAACAUGAUAGAGGUAAUGAUUGAAGCACGAGACAAUGGAAGCCUUCUCAGAGAAAAGCACCGUCAACAGGUCUGGGACUUAGUCUACGAGAUUUCUAACAACAUUACUUCUGAGGACUCCAAAGGGCAAACACUGACCUACAAAAACAUGUGUGAUCCUUACUGUCAGAAGAACGAUCCAUUCUUUGCCUUAUUGAAGAUUUACAAUCAGAACUUCUCCAGGGUCGAUAUUACUUACCCAACCAUGGAACUGCUAGGCGAGAAAAUUUUCAUAGCUGCUAAUGUUUACGACGUGACCGUCGAUCCAAAAACGCAAGUGCUUCUUGGAUUUCGGACAGCAAUACUUCGGUAUUACAUGGUGCACCCUGAAACAAAGCCGCUCACAAUCUGGGAAGAGAAACUCGUGAGAAUCCUUUACGAUAGUAAUGAGUACGAUCUAUUGCGAUGUGGAGCGGCAUCGGAUAAUUUAGUAGCGAAUGAGGUGAGAGAUAUGGGCAACAAGACUGUUCCACUACUUAGUAUAUCUCUUGCUGUACUCACAGUAUUUUUGAUGUUAUGCUCAUUCAGAUAUGAAAGAAGAGAAUCGAAGCCAUUUGAAUCUAUUAUCGGAGCAGCUACACCAUUGCUCGCGGGAGUAACCACAGUCGGACUGGUUUCAGCAACCGGAUUGGCUUUCCAGUCAAUUGUUGUCAGCACGCUAUUCUUAGUGCUAGCAAUAGGGAUCGAUGAUGUUUUUAUCAUGCUUGCAGCGUGGCAUCAUACCGAAAAGAGUCUCGAAAUACCUAAGCGAGUUGCUGAAAUGGUCCAGGUUUCCGGUUGUUCUAUGACGGUCACGUCUAUCACAAAUCUCAUCUCCUUUGGAAAUGGUGUGCUAUCGAGUACCCCCGUGCUGCAGACCUUUGCCAUCUAUUCAGUGGUUGCAAGCAUCAUCUGCUACCUAUACCAGCUCAUACUAUUUCCAGCAAUCUUGUCUCUCACUGCGCACAAUGAGUACAGAAAAAUCGUAGUGGAAAGUCGGAACACAUGUCUUUCCGAAACAUUCACGCCGAUAAAGUAUGCUGGCAUUUUUCAUGAUCGUGCGUGGAGGCGCCUUGCUCGCGAAGUCGGAAAACGCUGGAUGCGCGUUCUUACGAUCUUGGUUCUCAUCGCCUACUGGAUCAUAACCUAUUAUGGCAUCUCUAUGGUGGAAACUGAUUUGUCGGUGCAGAAACUAGCUCCGAAGGACGCACGAAUUGUCAAGUUCAAAACGCGAUAUGAUGAAGCAAUCAAGGAUAUGCAGACAUUUGUAGUGGUCAUCACUAAUCCCGGCAAUCUGUCCGACGUGCAUAGACUUGAUGCAGUAAAAAGUAUUGUUCAUGACUACGAAUCAGCGAGUCACAGUUAUGGGCCAGCAUCGACAUUCUGCUUCCUAUUUUCCUACAUGGACUACAUAACUUUUCUUGAAGAAGAGGAAGACGACAAGAAUGUUGGCUUUACCUACACUCACAUCCCUUCAUUCCUAACUUCCGAUCCAUACUGGAAAGGAACUCUGCGCGUAAACGAGACCGCCUGCGAGCAAAAUGAUCAGCAUUGUAUCCACUCGUUUCUCUUCACUACCGGAUUCACUACGCUAGUCAGGUACAAUGAAAUGUUUCCGCUUAUUCAAGAAUGGCGCGAGAUUGCCAGAAAGUAUCCGGACUUUGGUGUCUAUGCAUAUUCAGAGAGGAGCACAUUCGCUGACCAGACAAAUGUUCUUGGAGACGUGAUUUGGCAAACUCUUUAUUCUGAAGUUAUCUGCAUGGGGCUUUCCUUCAUUGUAUUCAUUCCGGAUCUUGUUUCUAUAGCUUCUGCUAUGUUCAGCCUUUUGAGCGUCAAUCUUGGUGUGUUUGGUUUCCUCUCCUUAUGGGGUGUGGGCAUUGAUCCGAUUUCGAUGGCGGCGUUGCUUAUGUCCAUUGGGUUCAGCGUUGAUAUCUCAGCCCACAUCAGUUACCACUAUUAUCAAGUGAAAGCAAAGAAUCCUGUGGAAAAACUAGAAGAUGCGUUUUUAAACAUAGGAUGGCCUACUGUGCAGGGCGGACUAAGCACACUGUUUGCAAUGUUACCCAUUCUAAUUAAACCAAGUUACUUAGGACUGGUGUUUUUAAAAACUGUAGCUUUAGUCACGAUAAUCGGCCUUGUGCAUGGACUCAUCGUGUUGCCGGUGCUACUAUCCAUGCUUACAGCUGUAAAGGAAAAAUUCGGAAAAGAUACCAUUGCAUCCACUGAUCAGGAAGGCUCUGAAAGCGGAAGCAGCACGUGUACGAUUAAACCUCAUCGUAUAUCCAUCAAAAGCUUUACGGCUGAUAAACCAGUUCAUUGA
This is a messenger RNA of Cylicocyclus nassatus, 2593 nucleotides long. The record is from the annotation of a GenBank genome assembly. Lineage: Eukaryota; Metazoa; Nematoda; Chromadorea; Rhabditida; Strongylidae.